Molecule: messenger RNA, 2442 nt
Organism: Lachancea mirantina
Lineage: Eukaryota; Fungi; Ascomycota; Saccharomycetes; Saccharomycetales; Saccharomycetaceae
Source: the annotation of a GenBank genome assembly
AUGUUCUGGUCUUCCAAAUCUUCAAUCUCGUCAAAUUACUCUUACUCGUCAUCUCCAACGUUUAGUGCUGAGCCAUGGAGCGUACACACCGGGAGACCCAAAAACAAUGCAGCUAAGUCAUCGGCAUCCAGGGUAUCGGUAUUCAUCUUUGAUAAGAAACAAUUUGAAAGCACGCUUCUUAGUACGGGUGCUAUCAGAUCCAAGACGUCAGCAAAGGACAAGAAAAUUAUUCAGAGUGCUUAUGAAUCCUUAAAAACGCAGGUCAACAAUUUGAUGAAGCUCAAACAUCCAAAUGUGUUGACCAUCAUAGAACCGCUCGAAGAACACAGCAAAAAUUUCAUUUUUGUGAGCGAGUACGUCAGUGGGUGUGUAGACUCGAUAUUUGGCUGCGAGUUGACUCAAGAGUUGGAUUUCAUGCGUAACGCUGCGGAUGCGGACAAAAUUGUCACUAAGCGGGGCAUAUUACAGAUUUGCCAAGCCCUGGAUUUUCUGCACAAUAGAGCAUCCUGUGUUUUACUAGAUUUGCAACCACGCUCCAUACUUAUCAAUGGAGACUCGGAUUGGCAAAUUUUUGGAUUGGGUCAUGUCAGUAAACUUCCACAAGGCACAAAUACGGGCGAAUAUUACGCGAAUUUCGAUGCCCAACUUCCAGCAUUCUUGCAUGUUCCACUCAACUACAGUGCGCCAGAAUUGAUUUUGGAAAAUACGCUUUCACCGAAAAAUGAUUAUUUUUCACUUGGGCUUCUAAUCUACUUUCUGUACACGAGCAAACAUCUGUUCAAUUGCCAGGACUAUGCAGAAGACUACAGACGUGAAUACAAGAAAUAUGAAAAUCAACUGAUGCGAUUAACAAUAGAUGGUAUUUUUUCCAAAGUCCCGGACACGCUUAGAUAUUCGCUAUCCAAGCUCAUGAACAGAGAUAUCUUCUCCAGGUUCGACGACAUCAAUGAACUGCUGGAAACCGAGUUCUUUCAAGACCCACUCCUUAAAACUCUCACUUUCUUAGAUGAUAUGCCAACUAAGAGUGAUCAAGAGAUAAGUGUAUUUUUAAAGGGUCUAUCGGAGCUACUGUCUCAAUUUCCAAGUGCUCUUCUUCAGAGGAAAUUUAUGCCGAUUUUGUUGAAUCUAUUAGAUCGAAUGUGUUCAACCAAAGGAUCUGUCUCCGAAAGUCUCGGAAGUUGUUUGGAUGUCAUAAUAAAGAUAGGCUCUGGAGUCUCGCAGCUCACUUUCCAUGAGGCGAUUUAUCCACAUCUGAUUGCAAAGGCAAAUUUCCCUAUCCUUUUAGCUUCCGCGACCGACUAUUUCAUAGAAAACCUUCAAAUUUUGAAGGACAAAACAAAACCAGAACCCUUUGCCGAAGAAAUUUUGAAGCCCCUUUGCACCUACACCCUAUCAACUUUAAAUGGUGAGUCCGCCGUCAAUACCCAGGAAGCUCUAAUUUCAAAGUUGAAAAUCUGCUUAGAUGCCUUAGACUACUCCACUGUUAAGCAAUUUCUGUUUCCCCUGCUUUCUCAACUCUUCAUGAAGACAACGAGUUCAUCUAUAAAGAGUUCCUGUAUCAAGAGCUUUGAAUUGCUCAUAGAUGAAAAGCUUGCUGAUAAAUUUACGUGUACUGAAAAUAUGCUCCCACUAUUCAAAUCUAUGAAGACACGCGAUCCUAGAAUUCUCAUGACAUGCCUUGGGCUUUUUCGAAAAUUCCCAACCCUAACUGAUGACGAGAACGUUCUCGUAGCCGAACUACUGCCAUUAUUAUGGGACUUUUCCCUUGCGAUGUCAUUACGACCUUCUCAAUAUGCAGAGUUUACCGAUGUCAUCAAUAAAAUAUCAUCAAAGGUGCAAAAAUCACACAUGGAAAAGGUCAAGGCCUCUAAUGGUCUCCGCACAGCGGCAGAAGAAGCGAGUUUUGCAAACGUAAUAGAGAAGCCUGUCAAGAAAAAAGAGGACUUGGAGACCUUGACAGCACACAGUAUCAGCGCGACUGUCAUGCAGCCCAAACCGCCAACCCGAGCUAGAAAUGUAAGCCGCGAAGACAAAUCUUUACGUGCUGAGAACCCGACAGUACGACCAGUGGUAGACAAAUUCGUGGCCCCACGGACAUCAGAACCGGUUUCAAAACCUCUAGUGCUAAUGAAAGGAGUUUCGCAGAAAAAUCAAGCCGAACCACUUAAGCCUACCAAGAGAACCAAUCAAAAUUCUUUAGGUUCGAGGCCGUCCGCAAUUCGUUCGCUACCAGCAGGAGGGCCUAAGACUACUAGGAAACCAGCGAUAGUGCACUCAGAUGACGAUUUUGACGAAUUCGUCUCGUCAACGCCGACACCACCACCAGCACCGGGAAAUACCACCCCAUCGGCAUCUCCGUCAAUGUCAUUUCCACCCGGUUUUUCCAUGGCAAUACAACCACAGGCUCGGAAACCAGCGAAUUCGAACUCUAGUCUUUUAUGA